Messenger RNA from Sitodiplosis mosellana (orange wheat blossom midge), 8299 nucleotides. It is a transcript of the gene Calx, whose product is annotated as sodium/calcium exchanger 1. Gene Ontology annotation, cellular component: sarcolemma; axon; postsynapse. The coding region runs from base 4822 to 7557 and encodes 911 amino acids. NCBI's taxonomy places the organism in Eukaryota, Metazoa, Arthropoda, Insecta, Diptera, Cecidomyiidae. Gene Ontology annotation, biological process: calcium ion import across plasma membrane; cell communication; sodium ion transmembrane transport. Gene Ontology annotation, molecular function: calcium:sodium antiporter activity. The transcript is spliced from 10 exons. The record is from RefSeq and is a predicted model, not a curated record.
UAUUAUCUGGUAUCGACGCACAAAACGAAGAGAGCAAACGAAAGAAGAAGAAAAAAAAAGUCGGAGGCGAAUAAUCGUGACGUAUCGUUUUAAUACCGUUUUUGUCCCCAUUUUCAUUCUUAUGGAUUUCAUUUUUUACGCUCACACACAAUGCGGAAAUGCUUUAAAUCGAACGCAAAACCGAAUUUUUUUUGGAUAAACUUUGGGCUCAUUAAUCAUUUUGGAAAAUUCGACUAUACUAUGCUUUAAGCGCUCGCUCACCAUCAAUAAAAUGUGAACGGUUGUUUUGCCUCGACUAUAUCUGUUCGUGUUUUUAUUUAUCAUCUCUCGCUUUGUUAUAUCCCGUUACCAAUGCAGAUAUCAUUCAACAUACAACACACCAUCCACCAAACAGCAUCCACUUAAAUUUUGAACAAAUGGGACGAGGGUAGCGAAAUAACGACAACAGCAAUAGCAGCAGCAGCAGCAGCAGCAGCAUCAUCAUCAGCAACAACGACGAACGGCGACAGAAAAAGAAGGAGCAAACAAAGAGAGAGAAAAAAGUAUAUCGAGAAUAAGAAGAUGCAAACUAUUUCAGAAAUACGCCCCAUGAAGAAUUGCAGCAUUUUCCGGGAAUAUUUAAUUGUUGUGAAUGCGCCGCGCGAGGCAAUUUUGCCUUCGGAUUGGGGAAAAUCGAAAAAGACGCUAACAAACCACCUUAUUGUCGAAAAACCUGCCACUGAUGCGUUUGCUAAAAGGGAACGAAAUGGGAUAGAAAGCAACAGCAGCAGCAGUGGUAGUAGUAGCAGCAGCAGAAUCAGCAACGGCAGCAAAAAAAAAGCACCAAAUAGCAUGCGAUCCAUUUGGAAGAGUACCUCGCAGUGUGGCACAUACACACAGAGAAAAAGGAAAAUCAGAACAGAGCAGAUCAGAACAUCCUGGCAAUUCACCAAUUGCUUACACUAUAGCUUUUGUAAGCUGAAAACUUUUCCCAGCACAACAAUUGCUGCUGGUACGCAUCGAGCGUUAUAUUGCGAGAGCCGCGAGAACGACAACAACAACGAUGACGGCGGCAACAAUACAAGGAGAAUAUAUGGCAAAGAGAUCGAAAAGUGCCGUUUUGUCCACAUACAAUUACUGACUGACACACCGACACAUAUGCACACGCAGCACCAACUCGAUGCUGUGUGUACUUGGCCACAUACGCACAAAUACAUGGGUGGCCGAUAUCAAUCUGCGUACAUGUUCCAUUUUCCGCAACUGCGCAUUUUCUUCGAUUUUUAGGUGCUUUCCGUUGGAAAUUUGUUAAUUUUUGCAUAUCACACACAUAGAGGGAGACAAAGACAGAGAAACAUACUCACACACACACACACCAUGUCUUCGUCUCUGUCUCACUCAUUCAUAUCAUUCGAUUCACCACCAUCCAAAGUCAACUGCUCUCUGUGACUUGCUGUGUCUAAAUUACGCUUUUUAGAAACAUAGGCCACAACGGCUUUGGAUUUGUGUGUAAGUGCUUGUUGGUCGUUACUCGCGCGCUCGCAUUCGCCACACUCUUUACAUACGAUGUACGAUUACUUUUUUUUCUGUUCUCUGCUCUCUGCCUCUAUUUGUUCCUUCUCUUUGCAACCAUAUUUUGUGGGUGCAGGCAGCUCUCUCUCUCUCAGCCUUUGCAAAGUUCUUCUAAUUUCCCGUCGACACAUGAGUGAAAUUCCCUUCUUUUGAUCGAUGUGAAAAUGUAACCACGGCUCACGCACACACACACGCUCUCUCUUUCUCUCCGUGUGUGUGUGUGUGUGCGCGCUUAGAUACGUGCCAUAUCGAUGUGUAUGGUGCAGAUGAUUUGUGUAAAAGCUUACGGUUUGAAGAGCAAUAGCAAACAGAGCAAACGAAAAACUCCAACAAAUGCUGUUGCUGUUACUGAACAAAAAAAAUAAUAUCAUUUUUUUACUGUUCACGAGUCGAGUGCAAUGUUUACUAUAUAUCUAUCUCUUUUUUUUAAAUUUUCCAUCCAACAACGAAUUUACUGGCUUCGUUUCGUCACUGAUUCUUAGCAUUUUCGUCAGUGUGUACACGUUGUUGUUUUAUUUUUUUUCCUCGUCUUUUCUCUCUCUCCAUAUAUAUACAUAUAUAUACUAUAUACAUAUAUGUUAUUCCUCUGCUUUGCUCUCUUUCUGUGUGCUAUCCAAGCGAAGGGAUUUUUCAUUGCAAAUUAUUCGCUUUUCGUUCAGUUUUCUAACAUGCACGUUAUCAUACAGUCCAGCAGCAGCAGCAGCAUUAUUAUAUUCCGAAACUUUACUUUCUGUUUCUGUUGACAUCUUCGUUAUAUAGUAGUUUUUUUUUAAAUUUGUGUUCUGUUGUUUGUUUGGAACAAAAAAAAAAACAAAUGAAAUUCUUCGCUGAGUGUUUUCUGGAGGAGAUGUGAAAAAAAAUGUAAACGAAAAAAUAAAGAAAUAGAUUAAAAGAAGCGACGAAAUAAAAUAUAGUCGUUACAUACAAGAGAAAGUGCGCAAGAAGGCAGAAAGCGAGUGAAAAACAGCUCAUUUCUCACCAUACCAUCUCCUCGUCAUCAUCAUCAUCACAUCCAUUUGUGCUCCAUCGCAUCGUCAAGGUGGAUUUCAUUCUGUAUUGCUUUUUGUUUGGAGAGGAAGCACACGACUGACACAACUGAUUAACACUUUUUGACAAAAAAAAACGAAACGAAACGAUACGAACGCAGUUGAAGCUCCAGCAGCAGCAUCAACAGUAGCAGAAGAAAAAAAAGUUCUUCAGUGCUUAAUCACCUACGAGUUUUCUCUCAGUCGCUCAUCGUAUCUCUUCAGGAAGACUUUCAAGUGGACGUGAAGAAGCAGUUUUUUUUUCUCUCUUCAUCGUUGUUAUCGACGACUUUUUGUGAAAUUUACCAACAAUUUGAUAAAACCAGGCCUUUGCAGUUUUAUCUCCAUAAUUAUACACAUAUAGAUAUUAUAUACGGGACAAUUUGUGCUGUUUUUUUCUGUUGUGUAUGCGUGCAAAAUUUUUCUUAAACAAGUGUGAUUUAAAAAAAAAAAGUUUUUUUUAUAAAUUAUAUGCAAUGAUAAAUAUUUGCCACCGAACCAUAAUAACAACAAACUGACUAACAAAGCAUUAGCAGUAGCAGCAACAGGAAAAAAAAUUACAUAAAAGUAUUUAAAAUAAACCAAGAACGAAGAAGUUUCGAAAAAAGACCGAUACGAAAAAGAAAAAUAAAACGAAAACACUUCGUUGAAACCGACAAAUAAGAAGAAAAAACAAGACGAAUUGUUAAGCCUUUGUUAAAAAAAAUCUAAAUUUUUCUUGCCCCACGGUUUACGAUUUUAAUUUUUCAAAUCGAAAUUUUGGCCUAAAAUGACUAUUAUCAACAUUUGUUGUGUUUUGUUUUUGUCGUUUCGUUCAUAACACACACACACACACAUAUGAGAAAAUGUAUACAUAAAUCAGCAGUGAUCGACAGAUAUUAUGUGGAAUGCUGAACAAUCAAACAUCAUCAACGCUUAACGAACAGGACACAAAAACUGUUGACAAUGGUUAAUAAGUUGUAAUAAAGUAGCAAUAAUAGUUUAAGUGAAAAUCAAUGUAAUCAAAAAAAAAAAGAGAAGGAAUAUAUGUUGGUUGGGUCUUUUGUGACCGAAAUGUGAUGAAAAAAAUUGAACGAAUUUUGUUUUGAAUAAAAAGAAGAAGAAACGCAUCGAAACAAACCUCCGUCAUCAACAACAACUUAGAUUUCAAAAUAAGUUUUGGUAAAUUGUUCCUGCAAAAAAAUAUAAAACAAAAUAGUUUACAACAACAAGACCCGUGCAUAAAACAACGGAUUAAAUAGAAAGUGUUUUGCCAAACCAAAAAAUAAGUUCAAAUUAGCAAAAAGAAAACUAUACACUCAAUCGAUGUCACCAAAAGGAAUGUAAAAAGGAAGAAAAAAAGCAACACAACCGAAACUAACAUUAAAAUAAUGAAUUAACAUGAAUACAUAAAUAACGAACGAACGAACAUUUGCAUUGAAAAAUCCACACCAUAUUCAGUCAAACACACGCAUUUAGCAAACAAAUACAACGAGCAGUGUUGUUCUUAGAUCAUGAAUGAACGAUGUCUGGCGUGGAAACGGCAGAAGAGACAAAUUGACGAAGAAAAUUACAUAGCGAAAAUGCCGAAAAUGUGUUGAAAACCUUAUUUAUGCAAUUCACUGCUCUUUUCUCUAUCUUUUUCACUCUCAUUGCUCGCUCGCCAAGCGCUCGUUCGCUCGUUCAUUCUCUCUGUCUGCCUGUCUGUCACGCACUACACACAUAUAAACGGUUAUCGUCUAUUUUCCGCACGCAGUGAAUGAAAAAUCAAAUUGAAGCCGUUCCCAUCAAAUAGAAUAUAAUUGUGUUUAUCUAUCUAUUUAUCUCUCUCCAUAUGAAUGUAGCAGCAAAAGAUUAAAUCCGUGUAAACAUGAUUGAAUCAAAUACGAAAACUAUCGUUGUUGUGACUAGUGCAAGUUUUGAUCGGUUUGAUAUUUGUGUAUAAAUUUGAGUGAGUUGUCGAAUGUUGUUUACUCAUCAGAUCACUUGACGGCUUAUACGGGGUAUUUACUAAUAAAACGAUAUAGAGAACACAACUGUUUAAACGAAUUUCUUUGAUAAAAGUAACGUAUACAUAUACAUAUAUAUCUAUAAAUUAUUGGUGGUGUUAGAAGAAUCAAAAAUAGAAGAAGAAAUCGACUGUGGUCAAUUUUUUUUUUGCAUUCGUUCAUAUUUUGUUUUUUUUUUUUCGAAAUCUCUAAUGCCAUUAACGGGGUGCUUGUAAAGAAAUCAACGAAGAAACCGUCUGUUGAUAUAUAAAACAUAAAAAAUGCAUUCAAUAAAGAGGUGUCGUCGUGCGAAUAUGGCUAUCGUUCAAUUGUUGGUGUUGAUGGCUGCCAGUUCGACCGUCAGUGGUGCCACAUUUUUCGAUAAUCAUACGAUCGAAGCGAAAAGCCUGGAUUGGGCGGGUGAGAAAACAAAGUGUCAUGACGGAUUGUUAUUGAAAGUUUGGCAACCACAAGAUGAUCUCACACUACGCGAUGUCAUCAUCCGUGGCACCGUCUAUUUUAGCAUCUUGGUGUACCUGUUUAUCGGUGUUUCAAUCGUAUCGGACCGAUUUAUGGCGGCCAUUGAAGUCAUCACAUCGAAGGAAAAGGAGGUGAAAGUGCGCAAAUUAAAUGGUGAAUCUCAAAUCGUAGUGGUACGCGUGUGGAAUGAAACGGUGGCCAAUUUAACGUUGAUGGCUUUGGGCUCAAGUGCACCCGAGAUUUUGCUAUCGAUCAUUGAAAUUAUCGGAAAAAAUUUCGAUGCGGGCGAUUUAGGGCCAGCAACUAUCGUUGGUUCGGCCGCUUACAAUCUAUUUGUUAUCAUUGCCAUUUGUGUGCUGGUCAUACCAAAAGGUGAAGUGCGUCGCAUCAAACAUUUACGUGUAUUUUUUGUAACAUCAACGUGGUCGGUGUUCGCCUAUAUUUGGUUGUACUUAAUAUUGGAUUUCUUUUCGCCCGGUGUGGUUGAGCUAUGGGAAAGCUUUUUAACAUUCAUGUUCUUUCCGCUGACGGUGCUCACGGCCUACAUUGCCGAUCGACGAUUGCUCAUUUACAAGUACAUUGGCAAAGAGUAUCGUAUCAAUAAGCAUGGUGUUAUGGUACAAACCGAAGCCGAUGUUGCAUUCGAAAUGAAUGGUCGUGAGGAUAAUAUUAAAUCGUUCACAGAUGGUGGCGUCAUCACAGAAGAGGUACGAGAUUUUGAAGAGGCACGCCGUGAAUACAUUACAACAUUGAAAAACUUACGCCGAAAAUAUCCGCAAAGCGAUUUAGAAAAUCUAGAAAUUAUGGCACAAGAACAACUGAUGAACAAUGGGCCAAAGUCGCGAGCAUUCUAUCGCAUACAGGCGACACGCAAAAUGAUGGGCAGCGGCAAUAUUAUGCGAAAAAUUUCGGAACGAGCUCAAUCUGAUUUGAGCGAAGUGAAGGCCGAAUUGCAACGCGUCGAUGUUGAUCUGGAUGAGGAGGUUGGUUUGAUAAAGGUCUAUUUCGAGCCUGGCCAUUAUACGGUCAUGGAAAAUUGUGGCGAAUUUGAAUUGAGAGUGGUUCGAGAUGGUGAUUUGACACGCGAAUGCACCGUCGAUUACGAAACCGAGGAUGGAUCGGCAGAAGCAGGCAGUGACUAUGUUGGCAAAAAAGGGACGCUUAUUUUCAAGCCAGGUGUUGAUGAGCAACGAUUCCGCAUUGAAGUUAUCGACGACGAUGUUUUUGAACAGGACGAACACUUUUAUGUUAAGCUUACCAAUGCAUCGUCCGAUGUUACCUUGGCCACGCCAAGCGUUGCAACCGUAAUGAUUUUAGACGAUGAUCAUGGCGGUAUAUUUGCAUUCAGCUCAAAAGAUCACGAACUAUGUGAAUCGGUCGGUGUGUACGAAUUGAAAGUGCAACGAUUUAGUGGAGCACGCGGCAAAGUAUUAUUACCAUACUGGACUGAAGAUGGCACAGCCAAAACCGGAAGGGAUUAUGAAAUGGUUCAGGGCGAAUUGGAAUUUGAUAAUAAUGAAAGCGAAAAGUCGAUACCGUUGGUUAUUUUGGAGGAAGGCAGCUACGAAAAGGAUGUACUUUUUUAUGUGAAUCUCGGUGAACCACAAAUGGUUGGCGAUGAUGAAUUAGCAAAUGCGAUUACCGAAGCAGAGGCAAAAGCACCCGAAGAUCUCACGGACAAAGACAAAAUGGCGCUACUCGGUCGACCCAAAAUGGGUGACAUCACUCGUGCACAAUUGCGUAUUAAAGAGAGCAAAGAGUUCAAGAACACCGUAGAUAAACUAGUGCAAAGAGCGAAUGCUUCACUUCUAAUCGGAACGUCUUCGUGGAAAGAGCAAUUCAUUGAUGCAUUGACAGUCAGUGCAGGCGAUGAUAAUUCAACAAUGGACGAAACGGAUGGCGAUUGUGAAGAGCCAAGUCCAAGCUGUGGCAACUAUGUAAUGCACUUUUUGACAUUGUUCUGGAAAAUAUUGUUUGCGUUCAUUCCACCAACAGAUAUUUACGGUGGAUACGUUUGCUUUGUUGUGUCGAUUUUUGCCAUCGGCGUUGUCACCGCUGUCAUUGGUGAUGUUGCUUCACAUUUCGGCUGUACAUUGGGAAUCAAAGAUUCAGUGACUGCAAUUGUAUUCGUUGCGUUGGGAACGAGUGUUCCAGAUACAUUUGCGAGCAAAGUGGCUGCCAUCCAAGAUAAGUAUGCAGAUGCGAGCGUUGGAAAUGUGACUGGAAGUAAUGCUGUAAAUGUUUUCCUUGGUAUCGGCGUUGCAUGGACCAUCGCCGCUGUUUAUCAUUGGUGGAAUGGUUCGCAAUUUCUUGUUGAACCUGGCAACUUGGCAUUUUCGGUGACGUUAUUUUGUUCGGAAGCUGUUAUAGCGAUAAUAAUUAUAUUGGCGCGUCGUGUUAAAGCAAUUGGCGGUGGUGGUGAAUUGGGCGGCCCAGCAUUGGGAAAAUAUAUAAGCAGUGGUCUGUUAUUUGGUCUUUGGAUUAUUUAUUUGGUAAUGAGCAGUUUAGAAGCUUAUGGAGUAAUCAAAGGAUUUUAAAAUUAUAUACAUAUUAUAUAUACAAUACACAUAGAAAAAUUAUACACACACAAACAAACAAACAUAGAAGAGAUUAAAAAAAGAAAUCAUGUCAACAAAGAAGAAGAUAAUGAAGAAAAAUCAGUUGCAAUUUUUAGUUAUAUUUGUUAAAAUGAGAUUAUGAUAGCAACAACAAUGAUUGAGAUCAAAACUGUAUACAAUGCUUGUAUGUUUUUAUGAUAUUUAAUUGAAUUGAGAAUGCGGAUGAAGAUGAUGAUGAUGAAGAAGAAGAAUAUAACAUUUUGUUCAUUUGUUACACUUGUAUUUUUACACAAACAUCCAUAUUUGAAUACUCAUAAGUCAAAUAUUAUAUAUUUGUAUCUUAAAAGCCGUCGAACAGAUUGAUUAUUUAUCAACAGCAACAACAACAACAAGAUUAAUAAUAAAUAAAUGAAAAAGACAAACAAAACAAGCAUAAUAAUCAAUUGAUGUAAAACAUGUUUAGUGUAGGUGGGAUUAUAAUUCGAUCGCGACAAUAGACGUAAUGUCUGCACUAAAAUAAAUUCGUUCAAGUCCUAGCAUAAAAAUGUAAGAAGAAAACACUCAACCAUAUACUCACUCUCAUACAACACACUCACACACCGAUCAUAUAUUUGCUGCUUGGAACGUGAAUAUGAGAGGGAAAAAAGGAACUUUUCCUUCUAAACAAUAACUAGCAUUAUAAAUUAGCUACGAGCAGAAAAAACCAACUAAAUGGAGAAAA